AUGGAUCCAAGCAUUUAUGCAUUGGUCCUUGAUACCCUUAAUCGUGCAACAAGUCAGGACACAGAAAUUUUGAAACCGGCUGAAAAGAAGCUGCAAGAAUGGGAAAUUGAACCUGGCUUUUAUUCUGUUUUGCUGGAUAUUCUAUCUAACCACUCAAUAGAUAUAAAUGUGAGAUGGCUAGCGGUUAUGUGCUUCAAGAAUGGUGUCGAUCGGUACUGGAGAAAGAAUGCACCGAAUGCAAUUACAGAUGAGGAGAAGCAGAAGUUAAGACAGGGUCUCCUCAAUACUAAUAUACUGAAUGAACCCAUUACACAAAUUGCAACUCAGCAAGCAGUUUUAAUUUCUAAAAUAGCUAGGUUGGAUUGUCCUGCCCACUGGCCUAACCUAGUGCCAGACCUUGUUGGAGCUCUGAAAGCGCCCCAACCCCUGGUGCAACAUAGAUCUCUACUGAUAUUCCACCAUUUGGUCAAAGCUUUAGCUUCCAAGCGGUUGCUUGGUGACCGGAAAGUUUUCCAGGAACUAACCAACUCAGUGUUUGCAUUCAUACUUAAUCUAUGGCAUGAGAACACAGAAUUAUUCUUGAGACAUAUACAAGAAGGAGCGGCUACUGAGUUGAUCACUGAGCAUCUGGAGAAGGCCUUACUCUGUCUAAGGAUAUUAAGAAAGCUUACAGUUUUCGGCUUUAAGAAGGCACAUGAAAGUCAGGAUGCUGUUGCAUUCUUGAAUGUGGUUUUUGACAGAGCUAAGACCAGUUUGGAGUGCAGAAAACUUCUUAAAGGCAGGGGCAUUUAUCCUUUAGAGCUGUGCGAAAAGUUCAUAAUCCACCUUACUAAGGUUGCUCUUGGAGUCCUCGGGCACCACCCCUUCUCCUAUGUGCCUCUGAUCAGACCCUCACUAGAGUUUGCCCUUUACUAUUGCUUCACUGAACAAGGCAUGGCGCUCAUUUACGAGAGGUUCACUAUACAAUGCCUAAAUAUUGUGAAGGGGAUUUUACAGUGUGCUGAGUAUAGGUUGCCAAAGGGAGUUGAGCCUGUGAGAGAGCCUUUGACACUGCAAGCUCAUCAAGCCAAGAUGGAGGUGUUGGAUCAGAACACCGUGUGUCAUAUGUGCCGGCACCUGGUCACUCACUACUUCGUCCUCAGCGCUGAUGACUUGGCGUUGUGGGAUGCGGAGCCCGAGAGCUUCGCCACCGACGAAGCUGGGGAGUCCUGGAAGUACAGUCUUAGGCCGUGCACUGAAGCGCUCUUCAUGGAGCUGUUCCAGUUCCGUAACGUACUAGCUCCAGAGUUGGUACGCUUAUUGGCAUCUCUACAGCAGAGGCCGAUUCUUCCGGAUGAUCUUCCCUCUAUACUGAAAAAGGAUGCCAUAUAUAACGCAGUGGGACUCGCAGCUUUCGAUUUGUAUGACGAUGUGGACUUUGAUGAAUGGUUUACGAAUGUUCUUAGUCAAGAGCUGAAAAUCAAAGAUAACAAUUAUAGGAUCAUAAGGAGACGAGUAUGUCAAUUAAUUGGUCAAUGGUGCGGCGUCCGUGCUUCUCAAUCGUUAAGGCCGGCCAUGUACGAGGCACUAUUGGAGCCAUUGUCUCGACCGGACGAAGACGCCGCUGUGAAACUGGCGGCCGCUGAAGCUCUACGCAGCACCAUCGACGAUUUCAACUUCGACGUAGAACAAUUCGCUCCAUACGCGCCUCACGCUAUCGCAGCGCUUUAUGAGCUUUUGGUGGAAUCCGAGGAGUGCGACACUAAAAUGCACGUCCUCCACGUGGUGUCGUACAUAAUGGAGCGGUGUGGGGCGAGCGUGGCGCGCGGCGGCGGCACCGGCGCACUGUUCGCGUACCUGCCGCAGCUGUGGAGUCACGCCGCCUCCGCCGCUCACAAUAUGUUGCGAGCCGCCGCGCUCGCCACCACCGUGCACCUGCUCAAGGCGUUAGGAGAAUGUCCACUAAGCAUUAGGCCUUGGAUACUAAGUGUGGUGAACGAAUCGACGCGUCUGACUGAACCGGCGCACGUGUAUCUCCUAGAAGAUGCUCUGGAAUUGUGGCUUGCUAUACUGGAGACCUCUCAUACUUCAGAUCCGGUUCUUUUACAGUUAGCGGACAACCUAUAUCCUAUACUGGAACAGUCAUCGGAGCACCUACGUAUAGUUGUAUACAUAAUGCAGGCGUACACUCUCUUAUGUCCAGAAGAGUUCUUAACAGGCGCCGGUGGAAAAUGUAUGGCCUUAUUAGAUGAUAUGUUAGCGGACAUGAGAACCGAAGGUGUAAUAACCACAUUAAAGAUGGCGGAAAUAUGUGUCAGUGUCACUUUCCCAGAGAGAAACGCAUUGCUUGGUGUGAAAGUCAUCUGGCCUAUUUUAAUCAGGGUUAUACACUCGCUGUUAGAAGGAGAUGACCUGCCAAUGGUAUUGUCGGUACAACUGUGCUUGGUUUCAAGAGUUAUACUGCUGUCUUCCGACCUGUUCUACAAAGCCGUGCAAGAGGCGGCGAACGGUCUUGCAGAAUACGAUUCCGACCCAUCCAAAUUAUUGAACAGAUUACUACUAGUGUGGACCGAGAAAAUGAAUAUGGUGACGCAGGUAGAAAGGUGGAAGGUUGUUGGACUCGGUCUCGCUGCGCUGUUGACAACUCAGAACCCGACGGUAUUACAGCGAUUUCCGGCGAUACUGCUCAACUUGACCGAGGUGUUGAAUGAUGUUAUGAAGACUGAAGAUAAUGGGACUUAUGUCGACGGUCUGGUGGCUGCUCCGGGGUCUCGGCCGGCGUCCCCGCUGGAAGGUCGCGGGGGCGCGGCGCGGUGGGGGACCGCCCCUGCCCCUGACUCCCCACACGAAACCCGCCGCCGCCGCCUUGCCGCCGCGCAUCCCGCGAGAGUACUCGACCUACGCGCCGCUACACACCACCAGUUGGAAACAUUGAAAAGUCAGGUGGGUCCGGAAACGUUCGAGCGUCUAUUGCAAGCGACUGAUCAAGAUACGCUUCAGCAAAUUAGGGAGUACAUACCGCUAUGA
Messenger RNA from Diatraea saccharalis (sugarcane borer), 3006 nucleotides. The record is from the annotation of a GenBank genome assembly. Lineage: Eukaryota; Metazoa; Arthropoda; Insecta; Lepidoptera; Crambidae.